Molecule: messenger RNA, 822 nt
Organism: Seminavis robusta
Lineage: Eukaryota; Bacillariophyta; Bacillariophyceae; Naviculales; Naviculaceae
Source: the annotation of a GenBank genome assembly
AUGCUAAAGAUGCUUCCACCGUCGCUGCUCCUGCUGCUGCUUCUCUUCGUAUGGACAUCUCCUCUUGUACAGGGAUUGGCGUCUUCUAACAAUCGUCGCAACAAGCCUCUGCGAAAGCGACGCCCCCAGGAAACUCUGCUGAUUGAAGAGGGUUUGCACAAGCGGGGAUUUCCGUUUGUGAUUGGUAGCGACGAAUCGGGAACGGGGUGUAUUGCAGGGCCCAUUGUCACGGCCAGUUGUUGUAUCACUCAUUUAUCGUCAGUAGUAAUUCCAGGGGUCGACGACGCCAAGCGAUUAUCCAAGAAACAACGCAACCAAAUCUACCAGCAAAUACUCCAAAAUCAAUCCGGGAUUGUGUGGGGUGUGGCCUCGCGAUCCAAUCAAGUCAUUGACGACGUGUCACUAGAACAAGCCACCAAGGAAUGUUUUCAAGAGUCCAUAGACCGUGUGAUGCAACAAAUAAUUACUGGACAAGACGCGUCCAAAACUAAUGCAUGUAUGGACGACCAGUUCUAUUGCAUUACCGACGGACACAAGAGUCCCAAAAUUCUACUACACGACAAGAUUUCGAUUCCAUCUCGCGCUUGGAAGGGAGGCGAUGAGACGGUCUACUCGGUGGCACUGGCGUCCAUUAUUGCUCGAGUGCAUCACGAAUCCCUCCUACAAGAAAUUGUGACUCCAGAACUAAGAGCAGACUACCAAUUUGAUCGGCAUAAAGGAUAUGCGACUCGAGAACACUUGCAAGCGUUGCACACGCAUGGACCCAGUCCCAUUCAUCGGUUGUCGUGCAAACCAGUCAAAGAUAGACUGCACAAUCAAUGA